This is a messenger RNA of Myzus persicae (green peach aphid), 456 nucleotides long. RefSeq lists its product as uncharacterized. NCBI's taxonomy places the organism in Eukaryota, Metazoa, Arthropoda, Insecta, Hemiptera, Aphididae. The transcript is spliced from 3 exons. The record is from RefSeq and is a predicted model, not a curated record. Bases 84 to 395 code for a protein of 103 amino acids.
CAGUUGGGGUAAGUGCAGAUUUGGGGUAAGUGCGAAUCCAGAUAUUACGGAGUAUAUAUUAAGUUUAUGAAAGACUGUCAAUAAUGAAAUUGUUGUACAACGUCCAUGUAAUAUAUGUACAUAAUUGGUCACACUGUAUUAUAUUUCGUUAUCGUGUUAUCAAUCUUUACUUUCAGAAUAUAAAUUUCACUUGUAUUUUUCAAAGAAGACGUUCGUUUGCCAUUUUUUUUAAGGCAGUUUUUUUAAAAAUUUGCUGUCUUAAACUAAGGGUAAAAUGGUUAGAUCUUACGUUAGAAAAACCAAAAAGGGUGAUGCAUAUACCAAAGAACAACUGUUACAAGCUUCAAAUAUAUUGUUGUAUUGCUUAUUUACUUAUACAAAUCAAGUUUAAUUGAAAAUAAGUUGCCAAAGAUGAACUUUACAAUGCCACGUCGCAGUUACCCCAACUGACCUUAC